Molecule: messenger RNA, 1333 nt
Organism: Nicotiana tabacum (common tobacco)
Lineage: Eukaryota; Viridiplantae; Streptophyta; Magnoliopsida; Solanales; Solanaceae
Product: zinc transporter 6, chloroplastic
Biological process (GO): zinc ion transmembrane transport
Cellular component (GO): plasma membrane
Molecular function (GO): zinc ion transmembrane transporter activity
Source: RefSeq, a predicted model, not a curated record
UCUCAAACAAUUGCGGGCGCCACACCAACCAUUCUCCUCCCAAAAAAAAGUCAGUCUUAUCACUAAUGCAUCAACACAUUUGCUAUUAUUACGAGUAUUACGAGAAACGAGAGUAACAACCUUGAACCAGUCCACUGAAACAACUGUCUCAAAAUCAAAACCCAAAACCGAUCGAAGACAUAAAAAUGGGUUUGUGUGUCACCGAUACAGCGCGAGCUUUAGCCUGUAGAGGCAGUAAAGGGGCACCAAAUCUCAAACUUGUUUCAAUAUUCAUGAUAUUCUUCACUAGUGUUAUCGGCGUAACGUUACCGGUUUUUUUAGCCCGCUUGUUUCAUGGGAAACCGGUUUACGAUAAGACAAUUCUAAUAAUCAAGUGCUUCGCGGCUGGUGUGAUUCUUUCCACGUCGCUCGUUCACGUCCUUCCAGAUGCCUUUAAUACUCUUUCCGAUUGUCAGGUUUCUUUCCGUCAUCCAUGGAAGGAUUUCCCGUUUUCCGGUCUCAUAACAUUGAUCGGUGUAUUAAUGGCAUUGUUAGUUGACUUGACGGCGACUUCUCAUGUGGAAAGUCAUGGGCAGGCUGAUCAUAGUCAAAAUCGUAAUAAAGAUUAUACACCAGUUGUGACAUGUGAAGAAUUAGAAACGGUGAGUAAAAAAACGGAUACUGGGGAUAUCAUCGAGGAAGAGGAAUUGGUGAAACUGAAGCAGAGAUUGGUAUCGCAGGUGUUGGAAAUAGGAAUAAUUUUUCAUUCUGUUAUAAUAGGGGUGACUCUGGGGAUGUCUCGGAAUGAGUGCAUUAGACCGCUUGUGGCUGCACUAUCCUUUCACCAGAUAUUUGAAGGAAUGGGUCUUGGAGGUUGCAUUGCUCAGGCGGGAUUUUGCUUUGGAACGAAAGCCUACAUGAGCUUCAUGUUCUCAGUGACAACACCAAUGGUUAUAGUAUUGGGGAUGAUAAUGUUCUCAAUAACAGGGUACGACGACACAAGCCCAAAUGCAUUAAUCCUUGAAGGUUUACUGGGAUCUUUGUCUUCUGGUAUACUUAUAUAUAUGGCUCUCGUUGAUCUUAUUGCUCUUGAUUUCUUUCACAACAAAGUGAUGAGUGGCCAACCAUUCUUGAAAAAGGCAUCUUUUUUAGCUCUUGUUCUUGGUUCUACAUCUAUGUCAAUCCUUGCUCUUUGGGCUUGAAAAUAAUAAACUUGUGUAUCCUUAGUUGUUAGCUUUUUGGAACUAGAAACUUAGGUUUUGUCAUUAAUUUUGUCCGUGUAUUUUUAUAUCCUUUGCAGACAAACAUAGAUACCUCGGCAAGGAAAAUAAAAUAAUAAAACUAUUUCUUUUUU